UUCGGGCAUUUCCAAGCAACAGCAGAUAGUGUACAUUAUUAUAAUAUAUGAUCCCUAUAAAUUAAGGAGGGUGUAUCCCCUUUAUAUAUAAUAUUGUCCGUGUAAAGCUGAGAUAGAUCCAGAACAACAAGACAUCGAUCGAAGCAGAGUGAGUGAGGAAAAUAAUGGAGGGAGCGCUGAGAUGGGAGGAGGAGAACGACUCGGCAGUUCUGGAUUGGAUUCGUCGGCAAUUGCUGGAGGAGGAUGACCUCCUCGAUCUGACAGCUGCCGGAGAUAAAGGAGAUUCAUCAUCGUAUUCGUCUGUGCCGCCGCCACCAAGGACAAGGACAAGGACAAGGAGAGGGUCGAAUUACAAAGGAGUAAGGAGAAGACCAUGGGGAAAAUACGCGGCUGAGAUCAGAGAUCCAAACAAGAACGGAGCCAGAAUGUGGUUGGGCACCUUCCAGACCCCUGAGGAGGCUGCUCUCGCUUAUGACCGCGCAGCUUUCAAGUUGCGUGGCUCCAAGGCUAAGCUUAACUUUCCUCACCUCAUCACCACUGAGGAGACCACUUGUGGUAACAAACGCCAGCGUUCACCUGAGCCCACAUCUCCGCCACCUAAAAGGCGAAACAACACCAACAUAAUUAACCUUACCACUAGACUUCCUUCCCUCGGAUUAAUGCUCUCUGUAUUUCAAAAACACCUACAAUGACUAUCUAUGAGACUCUGAAAUUUUUUUUUUUUUUUCUUUUUCCAAUAUUGUCCAAAAAUACUAAAU
Molecule: messenger RNA, 758 nt
Organism: Eutrema salsugineum
Lineage: Eukaryota; Viridiplantae; Streptophyta; Magnoliopsida; Brassicales; Brassicaceae
Product: ethylene-responsive transcription factor 13
Exons: 1
Coding region: 165-692 (175 amino acids)
Biological process (GO): ethylene-activated signaling pathway; regulation of DNA-templated transcription
Molecular function (GO): DNA binding; DNA-binding transcription factor activity
Source: RefSeq, a predicted model, not a curated record